UACAACUGCUGUGUCAGCUGUCAGCGAAGUGUCAAAUUUUAUAAGUUUAUCUUGAAACGCGCGUAAAAUAUUAAAACCGAUGUUAUGAAUUACAAAUCAGACAAAUAUUUUAAGUAUUUUAUAAAAGGAAGAUUAUCUUACAUACAUUUAUGAAUACAGUAUUUUCUCUUUCAUUUUGUACAAUCAGGAAAAUGGCUUCAGCUGCGAAAAAAAUAAAGUUAUCUGCGGGAACUUCUAAUGUUGAAAACAAACGGACCCAAACAUCUGUAGCUGAAUUUAUGAAUGAAAUACAAAAUAGUCGGGAAGCUACAGCAGACUCAAUAACUAAUUUUGUUUUUAACAAGAAGCGCGUGCGUAUAAUAUCACAAGAACAACUUGUGCCUGACUAUUGCGAGGGCAUUGUUUAUUGGAUGUCAAGGGACAGCAGAGUUCAAGACAACUGGGCGUUUUUGUAUGCGCAAAAAUUAGCUCUUAAGAAUGAAGUCCCACUUCAUGUAUGUUUUUGUUUGAUUGCGAAAUAUUUAGAUGCCUCUGUGAGACAAUUUCAUUUCUUAAUUAAAGGCCUAGAAAAAGUUGCCACCGAAUGUAAAAAGUUAAAUAUAUCUUUCCAUCUCCUGGAAGGAAGUGGUGCAGAUGCGCUGCCACAGUGGAUUAUUGACCAUAAGAUUGGGGCAGUUGUGUGUGACUUCAACCCCCUGAGAACACCUAUGAGUUGGCUGGAAGGAGCUAAGAAAAAAUUUAAAAAAGAUGUACCUUUAAUACAGGUGGAUGCACACAAUGUGGUGCCAUGUUGGGUUGCCUCUGAAAAACUUGAGUAUUCUGCAAGAACUAUAAGGAACAAGAUCAAUUCUAAGUUAGAGGAAUAUUUAACUGAGUUUCCACCAGUCAUUAAGCAUCCAUAUACAAGCAAAUUCAAACCAGAGUCAAUAGAUUGGGACAAGGCAAUAGAGACAAGAGAAGCUGACAAAACUGUAGGACCGGUGGAAUGGGCUAGUCCAGGUUAUGACGAAGCUAUGAAGACAUUAAAGAGUUUCCUUGAAAAGAGAUUGAAGAUAUUUGCAACCAAACGAAAUGAUCCCACACAAGAUGCUCUGAGUAAUCUAUCUCCAUGGUAUCAUUUUGGUCAGAUUUCAGUCCAGAGAGUUGCGCUUUGUGUUCAAAAAUACAAAUCACAGUACACUGAAAGUGUGAAUGCUUAUCUCGAAGAAUCGAUUGUCCGUAGAGAACUGGCUGACAAUUUUUGUUUUUACAACGAACAUUAUGACACCAUAAAGGGCGCUAGUAAUUGGGCACAAAAGACUCUAGAUGAUCAUAGAAAAGAUAAACGAACCCACAUAUACACAUUAGAACAGCUGUCUAAAGCAGAAACUCAUGACGAACUGUGGAAUUCAGCACAACUGCAGUUAGUCAAAGAAGGCAAGAUGCAUGGCUUCCUUCGUAUGUACUGGUGCAAGAAGAUUCUAGAAUGGACGCCGAGUCCAGAGGAUGCACUCAAAUAUGCAAUUUACUUGAAUGAUCAUUACAGUAUAGAUGGCAGAGACCCUAAUGGAUUUGUUGGUUGCAUGUGGUCUAUCUGCGGGGUGCACGACCAGGGCUGGGCGGAGCGCGCGGUCUUCGGUAAGAUCCGUUACAUGAACUACAACGGCUGCAAGCGCAAGUUCGACAUCGCCGCGUUCGUCGCGCGCUACGGCGGGAAACAACACAAGUACAAAAAUAAUUAAUUAUAACCAACAAGCUCUGACUGUACCUCUUAAUAGUAAUUUUGUCUACGGCCAUCAGAGAAGAAGGUUGUUUACUGUUGGGACAGUCAAGUGGUCCAAUGUGAAUUUUUUAUUGAUUCUAUAGAGUCAAUCGGCCCAAUUGGAUUAAGUUUGUUGGCAAUAAAUUUAGCACUUAGCCGAUGGAGUCCAGUAUAAAAUUAGCUUAGAUAAGUUUAGGCUGCAGGUGGUCUCAAUUGAGUAGAUUUACAUACUCAAAAUAGUACUCUGUUAGUCGGUUAAAAAUAAUAUUAUAACAUUUGUUAAAUAUUUAAGGGUUAAUGUUGUC
This is a messenger RNA of Papilio xuthus (Asian swallowtail), 2046 nucleotides long. It is a transcript of the gene phr, whose product is annotated as deoxyribodipyrimidine photo-lyase photorepair. The record is from RefSeq and is a predicted model, not a curated record. Lineage: Eukaryota; Metazoa; Arthropoda; Insecta; Lepidoptera; Papilionidae. The coding region runs from base 150 to 1721 and encodes 523 amino acids. Gene Ontology annotation, molecular function: deoxyribodipyrimidine photo-lyase activity. Gene Ontology annotation, biological process: photoreactive repair. The transcript has 7 exons.